This is a messenger RNA of Puccinia graminis f. sp. tritici CRL 75-36-700-3, 549 nucleotides long. RefSeq lists its product as uncharacterized. The transcript has 3 exons. Lineage: Eukaryota; Fungi; Basidiomycota; Pucciniomycetes; Pucciniales; Pucciniaceae. The record is from RefSeq and is a predicted model, not a curated record. The coding region runs from base 133 to 462 and encodes 109 amino acids.
UUGAAGGCUUAUGAAACAAUUGAAAUUGGUGAGGAACUUACUGUACCUUACUGGUCCCAAGAAUUGGAUCAGGCAUCCCGCCGAAGCAAACUUAAAGAAAUUUAUGGUUUUGAUUGUACCUGCUCACAUUGUAUGAUGAGUGCUGAACUUGUGAGAAAUUCAGAUCAACAAAUUGCAAGACUUGUCCAACUCAGUAAGCUCUCUCAAGGCUCAAAUCUAUCUGAAAGUGAAAUUAAAGAGUUUCUCAAGAUUAGCAAGGAGGAAAGAAUACCCAAAUUCAGGGCAAUGGCAAACUUGAAUGCUGCUAAGUUUUACAAUUCAAAAGGUGAAAUUCACAAGGUCAGAAAGUAUGCAGAGAAAGCAAAAUUGAUGGGAGAUCUUGAAGGGGGAUCAAAAUGGUCUCCUUUUGAUGCCAGUGAUCUGGCCAUUCUCCUUAGUGAAAAUGGAAACUUAAAAGCAUAGCUCUCAUUUUCCAUCCAAUUUAAAUUUUAUCCAGAUGCUCCAGUUUGGAAACAUACAUUCAUACAUACAUACAUACAUACAUACAUA